Molecule: messenger RNA, 2689 nt
Organism: Alexandromys fortis (reed vole)
Lineage: Eukaryota; Metazoa; Chordata; Mammalia; Rodentia; Cricetidae
Gene: Hdac10
Product: histone deacetylase 10
Exons: 19
Coding region: 250-2490 (746 amino acids)
Biological process (GO): negative regulation of transcription by RNA polymerase II
Molecular function (GO): deacetylase activity
Source: RefSeq, a predicted model, not a curated record
CGGAAGUUAGAUGUCGGGAGCCACGCUGUGGACCGGCUUAUCUGAGUUUCCAGCGGUUUGCUUCUGACUACCAACCGGGUCUGACCCUUGGGUGGUGCGUUCUUACUCAGGUCCAGGUCUGCUACCCGGCUCUCUCCCAAGUGAGGGGCUGUUUACGUGCGCGCCGUUAGGUGGGACCAGACAGUGCAGUCACCUGCCAGCAGAGGGCGUUUAUACGCUAGAGUGGAUCAAAGUGACCACGGUGUGGCCAUGGGUACAGCACUUGUGUACCACGAGGAUAUGACAGCCACCCGGCUGCUCUGGGAUGACCCCGAGUGCGAAAUUGAGUGUCCAGAGCGCCUGACUGCAGCCCUGGACGGCCUGCGGCAGCGUGGCCUGCAACAAAGGUGCCUAUGUUUGACAGCUUGUGAGGCAUCAGAGGAAGAGUUGGGCUUGGUGCACAGCCCAGAAUAUGUAGCCCUGGUGCGGAGGACCCAGACCCUGGACAAGGAGGAGCUCCAGGCACUGUCUAAGCAGUUUGAUGCUGUCUACUUCCACCCGGUGCGAGCCAGCGUACACACCCAGAUUGAUGUCCACAUGCCUAUGUGUAUCCAUACCCAUGUUUGCCCAUCUGCCCAUGUCUUCUUGUUCAUGCUUGUGACCAUACCCUGGCAUGUUUUGCUUGCCAUUGUCCUAGCCCUGUCUUGUUCGGUAGUGGGAGGCCUGCAAUUUGGGACAAGUAGGUCAGGCUGCAGGCUAAAUUGCACUCUGGCCCCACAGAACACUUUUCACUGUGCCAGGCUAGCUGUGGGGGCUGCACUGCAGCUGGUGGAUGCUGUGCUAACAGGAGCUGUGCACAAUGGGCUUGCUCUGGUGAGGCCUCCAGGGCACCACAGUCAGAAGGAGGCUGCCAAUGGAUUCUGUGUGUUCAACAAUGUGGCUAUAGCAGCCAAACAUGCCAAGCAGAAAUAUGGGCUGCAGAGGAUUCUUAUUGUCGACUGGGAUAUCCACCAUGGCCAAGGCAUCCAGUACAUCUUUGAUGAUGACCCCAGUGUCCUUUACUUCUCCUGGCACCGCUAUGAGCAUGGGCGCUUCUGGCCAUUCCUUCAAGAGUCCGAUGCACAUGUGGUCGGGCAAGGGCAGGGCCAAGGCUUCACCGUCAAUUUGCCCUGGAAUCAGGUUGGGAUGGGGAAUGCUGACUAUUUGGCUGCCUUCCUGCAUGUGCUGCUCCCGUUGGCCUUUGAGUUUGACCCUGAGCUGGUGCUGGUCUCAGCAGGAUUUGACUCUGCCAUCGGGGACCCUGAGGGGCGGAUGCGAGCCACACCCGAGUGCUUUGCCCACCUCACACAGCUGCUGCAGGUGCUGGCUGGUGGCCGGAUUUGUGCUGUGCUAGAGGGUGGAUACUACCUGGAAUCCCUAGCACAGUCAGUGUGCAUGAUGGUGCAGACACUGCUUGGUGACCCCACACCCCCCCUUCUUGGACUCAUGGUGCCAUGUCAGAGCGCCCUGGAGUCCAUCCAGAGUGUCCAGACAGCCCAGGCCCCUCACUGGACAAGCCUCCAGCAAAAUGUGGCACCAGUUCUGGGUCCCAGCACCUGCUUUCCUGAAGGGAGGUCUCUGCCUCUACUUGCUGAGAGCCCCGCGUAUGAAGCAGCAGAAGCUGCCCUGAGCCCUCUCCAGGGUGAACUCUGUCUCCGUCCUACACCCCCGAUCUGCACAGAGGUCGCCUUGGCUGUGCCAGGUGCUGCUCUGGCCUUACCUCCUGGAGUGCUCCUUCAGGAAGACUCAGCCUUGAGGGAGGAAACCGAAGCCUGGGCCAGGCUACACAAGUCUCUGUUCCAGGAUGAGAGUCUUGUCGCCCUGGGGAAGAUUCUGUGUCUCUUAGGUGGGAUCCUGGAUGGGCAGGUAAGAAAUGGCAUAGCUGCCACAGCCGCCCUUGCCACAGCAGCAACUGUAGAAGUGAUCGUUCAGCGAUGCCUGUCCCAUGGAGCUCAGAGGCUGCUCUGUGUGGCCCUGGGACAGCUGGAUCGACCCCUGGACCUUGCAGAUGAUGGGAGAGUUCUAUGGCUGAAUAUCCGGGGCAAGGAGGCAGCCGUGGAGUCCGUGUUCCACAUCUCCACACCACUGCCACAGACGACUGGGGGGUUUCUGAGCUGCAUCUUGGGUCUGGUUCUGCCCCUGGCUUAUGGCUUCCAGCCUGACGUGGUGUUGAUGGCACUGGGGCCUGCCCAUGGCCUGCAGAACGCCCAAGCUGCUCUCUUGGCUUCAGUGCUUCGGGGCCCAGCAGGGAGCCGAAUUCUAGCAGUAGUGGAAGAGGAAUCCAUACUCCAGCUUGCAAGGACCCUGGCACAGGUACUGCAUGGAGAAGCACCUCCCAGUCUGGGCCCUUUCUUGAUGGCCUCUCCAGAGGAGAUCCGGGCCCUUAGGUUACUAAAAGUUCAGCUGGAACCUCGGUGGAAGUUGCUGCAGGUGGCUGCUCCUCCACCAGGUCCGUGCUCUCCAAUCGCUUGAAAUCGGUCAAGGCGGACGAUUCCUAUCCGGAGAAGAGCACAUUCAGGUCCUAGCGAACCCUGGCCGGAGACCUACGUCCCAUCAGCGGCCCGGGCAUCCUACCUCUAUUAUAAUAAAUAUCGUUUCUAAAGAGUGCACAACACUGCUUCCCUUACUGAGUCUGUUUCACCAAGUAUCUGACGUUAGCUUCUAGUAUCGA